Molecule: messenger RNA, 393 nt
Organism: Adineta ricciae
Lineage: Eukaryota; Metazoa; Rotifera; Eurotatoria; Adinetida; Adinetidae
Source: the annotation of a GenBank genome assembly
AUGACGAGUGGUAAUGCUGGCCAGUCACUUUUUGCAGGAAAAAGUAAACUAUUAGCUGUCAUCGGUGAUGAAGAUACGGUAACCGGAUUCUUGCUGGGUGGAAUUGGUGAACAUAGUGCGAAAACGCGGAAACCAAAUUUCUUGAUUGUGGAUAAAACCACGAAACUAACGGACAUUGAAGAAACGUUUAAAAGUUUUCUCACUCGAGAGGAUAUUGGUAUUAUUCUUAUCAGUCAAUUCAUUGCCGAACAAAUCCGUGGGUUAGUUGAUGGACAUGACAAAUCAGUACCUGCUAUUUUAGAAAUUCCAAGUAAAGAACAUCCGUACGAUGCGUCGAAAGAUUCGAUUUUACGUCGUGCUCGGGGUAUGUUCAGUGCUGAUGAUUUCAAAUGA